UUUUCUACUUCCUUUCACACCGGCGCUUAGCAGGAAAAUUGCGGCACUCCCGUGUGGUUUAAUAAAACCUCUGGAUUGAGUGUUGCAACGUUUAAGGACAUGGCGAAGUUCCACGCGCCUGUGAUCCAGGACAACCCUUCGGGCUGGGGCCCCUGUGCUGUCCCGGAUAAGUUUAAGGACAUGCCCUAUCAGCCCUUUAGCAAAGGAGACCGUCUGGGCAAGGUCGCUGACUGGACCGGAGCAACUUACCAGGAUAAGAGAUACACAAACAAGUACUCGUCUCAGUGGGGCGGGAGCCAGUAUGCGUACUUCCAUGAGGAGGACGAGACCAGCUUCCAGCUGGUGGACACUGCCAAGACGCAGAAGACUGCCUACCAGAGGAACCGCAUGCGCUUCGCUCAGAGGAACCUGCGCAGGGACAAGGACCGCAGGAACCUAACCCAGUUCAACAUGCAGACUCUGCCCAAGAGUGCCAAGCAGAAGGAGAGGGACCGCAUGCGUCUGCAGAAGAAGUUCCAGAAGCAGUUUGGUGUUCGUCAAAAGUGGGACCAGAAAUCCCAGUUGAAGCCCCGAGACUCGUCUGUGGAGGUACGGAGCGACUGGGAGGUGAAGGAGGAGAUGGACUUCCCCCGCUUGAUGAAGAUGAGAUACAUGGAGGUUGAAGAUCCCACUGACAUCGAGUGCUGCGGGGCGCUGGAGUACUACGACAAGGCCUUCGACCGCAUCACGACUCGCAACGAGAAAUCCCUGAGGAGCAUCAAGAGGAUCUUCCACACGGUGACCACCACCGACGACCCCGUGAUCCGCAAGCUGGCUAAGACUCAGGGCAACGUCUUUGCCACCGAUGCCAUCCUGGCCACCCUGAUGUGCUGCACGCGCUCAGUCAACUCCUGGGACAUCAUCGUCCAGAGGGUGGGCAACAAGCUCUUCUUUGACAAGAGGGACAACUCUGAUUUUGAUCUGCUGACCGUGAGUGAGACAGCCAACGAGCCCCCUCAGGAUGAGGGCAACUCCUUCAACUCCCCCCGCAACCUGGCCAUGGAGGCCACCUAUAUCAACCAUAACUUCAGCCAGCAGUGCCUCCGCAUGGGAUCGGAGAGACACAAGUUCCCCAACUCCAACCCGUUUGUGGAAGAGGACAUGGACAAGAGUGAGGUGGCUUCUGUGGCCUACAGGUACCGCCGCUGGAAGCUGGGGGAGGACAUUGACCUGAUCGUGCGCUGUGAGCACGACGGUGUGAUGACCGGGGCCAACGGAGAAGUGUCCUUCAUCAACAUCAAGACCCUGAACGAGUGGGACUCCAGGCACUGUAACGGGGUGGACUGGCGCCAGAAGCUGGACUCCCAGAGGGGGGCGGUCCUGGCCACCGAGCUGAAGAACAACAGCUACAAGCUGGCCCGCUGGACCUGCUGCGCCAUGCUGGCCGGGUCAGAGUACCUCAAGCUGGGGUACGUUUCCCGCUACCACGUGAAGGACUCAGCCCGCCACGUCAUCCUGGGCACCCAGCAGUUCAAGCCCAACGAGUUUGCCAGCCAGAUCAACCUGAGCAUGGAGAACGCCUGGGGCAUCCUGCGCUGUGUCAUCGACAUCUGCCGCAAGCUGGAGGAGGGCAAGUACCUGAUCCUGAAGGACCCCAACAAGCAAGUGAUCCGGGUGUACAGCCUGCCUGACGGGACGUUCAGCUCAGAUGAGGAGGAGGAGGAGGAGGAGGAGGAAGAGGAAGAAGAAGAGGAAGAUAUAGAGGAGAAUUAAGAUGUGGAGAGCAUGAACGUGACUAGAGCCCCUUGCAGAGAACGUCUUCUGGCUUUCAAAUAAAGAUCUGAGGGAA
Messenger RNA from Hypomesus transpacificus, 1828 nucleotides. RefSeq names its product eukaryotic translation initiation factor 3, subunit D (gene eif3d). Lineage: Eukaryota; Metazoa; Chordata; Actinopteri; Osmeriformes; Osmeridae. Gene Ontology annotation, biological process: translational initiation. The record is from RefSeq and is a predicted model, not a curated record. Gene Ontology annotation, cellular component: cytoplasm; eukaryotic translation initiation factor 3 complex. Gene Ontology annotation, molecular function: translation initiation factor activity.